GAAUCGCAGCCGAGAAGAAAAACUAGAAGCAGCCGAACUGGAGAGUCAAAAAAGCUGCAAAAAAAUUACACGCAGUGAAGAUUGAAAACUCAGCUACGGAGAAACUCGACGUAAGCAGCGAAAACGCGUGGAGUUGUGCGGUUUUCCACCAGCGAGCAUAAAGUUCAAUAGGUGUGUAAGCGAAAAGUGUUCGAAAUAGUGCAUAAAUUCGCUGUUUUCUGUUGCUUCUUUCGGGUUGAAGGUGCACUCUACACACACUCGGUCGCAUCGCGGCUCAAGGUGUGUUUCUCUUGUUACUCGUUCCUCUGCGCGUGCUGUUUUAUGUUGAAUAGAGUUUUUCUGCUACGGUGAAUCUGGUUCGGUUGUUGGUUUGGGGGGCGUUUUUGCUUCGUAUUUCGUGAAAUGUGUAGCUAUCAGAUAAGCGAAGACGAUAAAAAGGUUUAGGGAAGUGAAAAGUUUGUAGAAGAAAUUACUCAUCGCUCCUCCCGUACUCCCCCCACUUCAUUCGCCGUCACCCUCCACCAGCGUCGCCGCUACCGCCGCGCCCAGCCACACCAACAGAGAAGGAGUACUAGAUCAUCGUGACAGUUGUGAACACACACAGUGAACAAGUGUCAAAACCGUCGUCAUCGCAUCGCUGCAACCUCCUCGUUCAGUUUCAAGUCCCAAGAUUAUUUGGUGGUGGAUAUUCUAAUUGCGUGCUUACUACUAUUAUUGCCAUCGUUUCAAGAGGGUUUUCCGUGGAACCACCGGAGGGUAGCAAUUCAGGACAACAAACCCCGCACACCACAGGCACUACACAAUGGCGGAUGUUGACGAUGUGAUAAGCGACCAGGACAAGAUCCGGAUCGCGUCCGACUUCCUGAUGCAUGCUCCGCCCGGUGAGUUCAACGAAGUGUUCAACGAUGUGCGCGAGCUGCUGAACGACGAUCGGCUGCUGAAGGAAGGUGCCAGUGCCGCCUGCGCCCAGUACAACAAGGACCAGCUCACUCCAGUCAUUCUCGAGAACUCCGAGAUAGCCGUGCUGGUCACAGAGUUUAACGAUCUCGGUGGUGGCCGCUUCUUCGAUCCGCGCAGCAAGCAAAGCUUCAAGUUCGAUCACCUGCGCAAGGAAGCCUCCGAUCUGCAGAACCACGACGGCGACCACACGUCGGAACAGUGGCGUGCGAUGCUGGACAUUGAGACGCUCACAUACAGCGCCAACCACUACCGCAACGGGUCCUGCUCGGUGUUUGGCCGAACGGUAAACGGACAGAUAACGCUCAACGUCUGCAUCGAGGACCACCAGUUUCAGCCGAAGAAUUUCUGGAACGGCCGGUGGCGCUCCGUCUGGGCGAUCACGUUCCCCGCGUCCGGUGGCGGUACGGCCGAGCUGAAGGGUUCGCUGAAGCUACAGGUCCACUACUACGAGGACGGCAAUGUGCAGCUGGUGUCGGCGAAGGACUGCCGCGAGACGGUACCGAUCACGAACGAGGCCAACACGGCAAAGGAGAUCAUACGACUGAUCGAGGAGAGCGAGCACGACUACCAGACGGCAAUAUCGGAGAACUAUCAGACAAUGUCCGAUACGACGUUCAAGGCGCUCCGGCGGCAACUGCCGGUAACGCGAACGAAAAUCGACUGGAGUAAGAUAGUAUCCUAUAGCAUCGGUAAGGAACUGAAGACGCAGUAGAUGCGGCCCGGCGCGGUGUGGUAGGUAAGGUGUGAGUGAGUGAUGAUUAUGAUGAUGAUGAUGAUGAUGAUGAUACGGAAGCAAGCGAACCCGGUGAGAACGGAACACGAUCGGAUGUUGCUGGGCAGUCGUCCGACAGCGAGACACGAUGUUGUGUGUGUGUACGGGAAGUAGGGAAAAAGGGAAGGAACGCUUUUUGUUUUGUUAGUUUCGUUCGUACAAUACACACACACACACACACACACACACACACUUACAUAGAGAGAAAGAGGGAGAGCAAACGGCAAUGCCUAGUGGAGUUCACUGGAAGGACGCGCCACACCUGCUGCAUACAAGAGAGAUCCACACGAAGGAUCAAAGUCCUUGGAAGCCACACACACAUACACAGAUAGAGAUUAAUAGUGGUUGUGUGUUUCAUUUGCUCUAGAUGGGGACCGAUCUCUAUUAGUUGCUUGUUUUGCUACUGUUGAUCCUCGUUUUCCUGGUGUGUGUGUGUUUUUCUUUUGCGAGCCUUGCGAGUGUCUUUUUUCGGUUUUUUUUAUUUUAAUAACAGAAACAAGAAACCUACUCUGUAGUGUAAGACGACCGACACAUCUUGAGAAGCAAAAGAGGGACAGUUAGGGACACCGCUUAGGCGGUAGAACGCGAGAACGAAAGCACAUAUAAUACAACGCGACACGAACAGGCUAAGCUGAGUGCGGGGCAAAUAAAUAUCGAAAAAAGAGAAUAAAACUAAUUUAACUAUUUAACCCCCUUCCAUCUCCCAUCCUUUCUCGUGCAAAGAAAGUGCAUCCAGAAUCGGGGAAGAAAUAGUAGGCCAGGCGCACGAGUGAGUUUGUUGGAAUGGGUAGGACGCAUUUUUGUUCCGCGGUUCCGCAUUUGUUGUUAACGGAUGGAUGGAAGUGGAUUUAAGAAAUUUGAACAAGGAUCGUGAGUGUGAGGAUCGUUCUUCUUGCCUCUCGCUUUAUCGGUUCGGAGUAGCGCUAGUGUUACAGAAGGGGACGGGGAUGAGAUACAGAAAAGGAAGGAACACCGAAUGUGAGGAAGCCCUUAUUGUUGCCCCAUUUGUACCAAGCAUAGGUGUUUUUUUUUUACGGCGUUUGACGAUACAUAAGCAUUGACGAAUUGCUUUGCCUUUCUCGAAAAAAAAACCUACAAAAGGACCUGCAAAACACGCACAUUUCUUACGUUUGUCUCCUACAUUUUUUAAUUUUAUCUAUUUAACAAAACAAAAACUGCCCUUUCGGAAUGGCCCUGGCGAGGAAACUGGAAACGAGAACUGUUUUGAGGAAAAUUUCGUUUGCUUGCCAGUUUGGAACUGCAUUUAAGAACAAAAAAGCACUUAGAACAGAAACACAGAAACAGGAAACGAUCGUUGAAGAAUAUAAAAACUGAAGGUAAGCAGCCGAGCACUAUAUUGUUCAGUCGUAAAGUAGUUUAUGAAAUGCCGCGUAAUUUCGAUACCACCGUUUCAAGUGUGUGUGUUUCCAAUCUUGUCUUUCGCGCGGAGCUGGAGCUUAAUUGCUUGUGACUAAGACUUUGCCCGAGACUUUGUCGGACUUUUGUGUGUUUUGGUUUUGUUUCGCUUGGUGCGCCACACGUGUAAAGAAACAAAAAGAAAAUCUGGGAAAAAAGCCAAACUGCAAACGAAAUGCAGACACUUUGGAGCAUGUGAGAAUUCGUGUUAGUAGAAUAGUGAAAAGAACUGGUUAACAUUGCGAAUGAUAAAGCAGCGGCAGCAGUUGCGCUGCUAAUUAUUACAGAUUAAUUGGAAGGAUGUGUAACGACGAGCUGAGGGAGGCAAAGCAGCAGAAGAUGAAGGGUAGUUAAUACGCGGAACGGCAAGCGAAGAGAAGAACUCCGAGCGUUCUCCGAACCAACCAACUUGCUGCGCGGAUGCUGCAAUGAGCCGUAAUUCGUUCGGCUGCAGCCGCAUGGAUAUGAACCCAUGCGCUGAUGA
Molecule: messenger RNA, 3632 nt
Organism: Anopheles stephensi (Asian malaria mosquito)
Lineage: Eukaryota; Metazoa; Arthropoda; Insecta; Diptera; Culicidae
Gene: cpa
Product: F-actin-capping protein subunit alpha
Exons: 3
Coding region: 803-1672 (289 amino acids)
Biological process (GO): actin cytoskeleton organization; barbed-end actin filament capping
Cellular component (GO): actin cortical patch; F-actin capping protein complex
Molecular function (GO): actin filament binding
Source: RefSeq, a predicted model, not a curated record